Fusarium musae is the source of this 2220-nucleotide messenger RNA. RefSeq lists its product as uncharacterized. The record is from RefSeq and is a predicted model, not a curated record. NCBI's taxonomy places the organism in Eukaryota, Fungi, Ascomycota, Sordariomycetes, Hypocreales, Nectriaceae. The transcript has 2 exons. Bases 1 to 2220 code for a protein of 739 amino acids.
AUGGCAAAUACCCUCACCCUGUCGUCCGCGGUUGCCGCCGGCGGCCCGUUCGAGCAGCAAGGCUCCAUCGACUGGGUCCAAAUCGCCAGAAUGUCCGUUUCCGUGCCGAUCUCCAUUCUGGCACGUGUUACAGCUGCCGACGUUUCUCCUCUCACCAUCGUCGUGGGGCAGGAAAUGUCAUCUCUCUUUCGAUUGUCUGCCACUGGACAUGAACGUCUCAUUAGAGCCCUUGGGGAACUGAAGAGCUUCUCCGCCAUCGGAGAUGUCAUCUGGUUCGGCUUUGGGAUAAAGCAUAUAGUACGAGUCCUGGCGGAGACUGGCAAAGGGCUGACGUGCUUGACGCUAUGUGCAUGUCUUUCAGAAGUCCAUACCCCGAAGACCUGCGCCGAAAUCUUGAUGAGGCUGGCUGAUGUCUGCGACGCCCCAGAUGAUCUACGACCCUCUGCGAGUCAAUGGAUCAAUUUGGUAGAAGUCUGUUCCGGAACUCUCAAGUCUACUACCUUUUCCUGCAUCGCGGAGCAGUUCAUGACAUUCCAUCGUCCUCACGUGAGGGAUGAUUAUGCGGAUGAGGCUGGAGACGUUGCGAAAGCCUUGCUAGCUGUCGCCCGUGUUUCUUCAGGUGUCCUCAGCUCGGUGACAUUGACAGGUGGUCGAUCCUGCGGAUGGAUAGCUGCCAUUGGAUUCUAUUUUCUUGGCCUCGAGGUCGAGAUUCGAAAUGCCCGCAACGAUAUUCUUUACAAGUCCACGGCUAAUGAUGAUGCGAUACGACUCUUAGUUAUCUACGGGACAGGGCAGCCUUCCAACCAAGUUCAGGUCAACAGCACCGCCUACUUCAUCAGCUCUGUUGAUAAAGUCAUGUCAAGCCAUGGGCAGCGGCUUGAUUCUAUUCUCUCCGGGGCCGUUCCAUGGGAUAGCUGCCUUUUCAAGACUUUUGGGGACCGUUUCAACAGGCUUAUGGAUGCCAGGCAAGACUUUGGACGUCUAAUGGGCGCUGCUGCAGGCGUCUUUGAAGCCUUGACCAACUCUGACACAGGAGGCAUAUUCGGUUUCGAUGACUGCAUCAGUUGGUUUGGCUUUCAACAAGGCCAGUACGGGCAUGGCUUUUCUGACUCCGCAAGCUCAUUGUUCCCUGAACUCUUGCCCCUUGGGCCCUACAUUGAUGUUGAAACUGGCAUGUCUGUUGCCGAUGCUGUUGAGGCAUACAACCAAGCCUCGGAGGAAUUGGCAAGCAUUUGUAACUGUCAUUUCUGUUCCGAAGACUCUUCUAGAUGCAUGAAGCGUUACUGCCUUCCCGUACUGGCCGAGACUAUUAUCUUCCUUAUCUGGAAUGUUUCUGCUCUCCAGCUUGAUGCCGAUCUCCGGCCUUAUCGCUCCGGCCUGAGAUUUAUCUACCAACUGCAUUCUGGUAGGGCCACGACCCACACGAGUUUUGGACAAGGUUAUGGAGCUGGUGGUCAUCAUAUAGCUUACUGGGGGGAUAUUGUUCGCCUCGUGCGGCUCCUUGGCCUCGCUUCAGUAUAUCAUACUUCUCAAUUUCUGUUUACUAACCACUUGUACCCGCUCCAAGCACACAAAGCAUUUACUGCCGCUUCUGUUGGAGGGAUAUGCUUCUAUUUUGACAUAUUGCGAAACGUAUCAGAUCGGCCGGAAGAGGCGAUGAAACUGCAUGUUGUACCUGGUGUCAUUCAGACAAAUACUGGACGACAGUACCCUUGUAUCGCAGAUAAGACUGGCACAAGGUCUCGUGGUCUUUUGGGAUUCGAUUGGAGAGACAACCUUUCCUAUAAAGAUGCCACCCGACAUCGGACCGAUUACCAAGCUAGUGUGACGCAGACCUUGGGCGGCAAUACCUCAAUCCCCAUACUUGGUACAGAUACCGGAAGCUCUGAUCUGAAAGUUCAACUAUUAAUCGAAGAGUCUACCGGUGGCUUGCUUGUUGAUCUUCACUUAUCUGGCUCCGCGGGAGCUUGCCGUGUCGGGGCAUAUAGCAUGCUCAAAGAGAUCAUCCAGAACUCAGGACUAGUCUACUGCACUCACCGCGAUUGCGCCAGGAUGGAUCACAUCAACUGUGAUAUAUCUGUUAUAGACGGAGAAGGCUCUGUACCCCCGAACCUUGAGCCGAGGAUCUACCUACGAAGGCUCGCUGGUAAUCCUUUGGCGAGAACUGCUGCCACCAUGCGAGAUGAUCAUCGAAGGUCUCCUUCCUAUGUUAUUCUUUGA